GAAGAAGAGCAUGUCUCGCAUCCCAAUACGACAAGAGUCUUCACAGCAACCGCUGCAGACAUUAAUGCUAAGAAAGCAACCUUCCAGUUGUGACAAAAUUGCACAAGUAUCAGCAUUUUGGCUUCUCAGAUGGAAGAAGCCUCAGGAAUAGAAUACCCAUAGUUUUGUUUCUUAUUUAGUUUGCACUUUUGCAUUAACAUUUCCCCACCAAAUCCCUUCCUUCCUCUGUUCUCUUUUCACUCUUUGGAGACGAACCAGUGAAGGGUAGAGGCAGUAAUAGAACAGAGGAAGAGCUCAUGAAGAUUUCAUGGCUUCUUGGUGUUGUUGCCUUGGUUCUCAUCAUGAGCUGGGUUCAUGGCUUUGAGGUGACUGCCGCUCCUUCCGUUAAUCCUCUGCUCGUGGGUCUCACCCUCAUCCCCUCUGCUGCCGACAAGGGAGCUGUCUGUUUGGAUGGAACCUUGCCAGGUUACCAUUUACACCGUGGUUCUGGAUCAGGCGUUAACAGUUGGCUCAUCCAAUUAGAGGGCGGAGGCUGGUGUAAUGACAUAAGCACAUGCGUAUUCCGCAAAAAAACUCGCCGUGGAUCUUCAAACCUCAUGGAGAAGGUGGUAGAGUUCACCGGGAUAUUGAGCAACAAACCAGAAGAAAAUCCUGGCUUUUACAACUGGAACAGAGUCAAGGUUCGAUAUUGUGAUGGUGCAUCAUUUAGCGGUGAAGGCUACAAUCAGGCUGCUGGUCUUUUUUUCCGUGGGCAACGCAUUUGGACAGCUGCCAUGGAAGACCUUAUGUCAAUAGGGAUGCGCAAUGCCGACCAGGCUCUUCUUUCUGGCUGCUCUGCUGGUGGUCUAGCAUCCAUGCUACACUGUGAUGAAUUUCGAUCAUUGCUACCGGGGACCAAAGUCAAGUGCCUAGCUGAUGCUGGCUUGUUUCUUGAUGCUGUUGAUGUGGCUGGUGGGCAUACUCUAAGAUCCUUUUUUGAAGGUGUAGUCAAUUUACAGGGGGUGUCUGUAAACCUGCCUGCAGCUUGUAUGAACCACAUGGAUGCAACAUCGUGCUUUUUUCCAGAAAACUUGUUGGCAUAUAUUCAGACUCCACUUUUUCUGUUGAAUGCAGCAUAUGAUGUGUGGCAGCUCCAAGAAAGCCUUGCCACUAAAAGAGCUGAUCCUCAUGGCUAUUGGCAAGAAUGCAAGUUAAAUAAUGCAAAUUGCAACUCCAGCCAGAUUCAAUUUUUGAAUGGGUUCAGGAACCAAAUGCUUAAUUCUGUGAAGGAGUUUUCAUCGUCCAAAGAGAAUGGGUUAUUUAUUAACUCAUGUUUUGCUCAUUGUCAAACUGAGAGGCAAGAUACAUGGUUUGCAAAAGAUUCUCCUCGUCUUGCUAACAAGGAGAUAGCCACAUCAGUUGGUGAAUGGUACUUCGACCAAGCUGGAGUUCAGGCAAUAGACUGUCAAUAUCCUUGUGACAAGACAUGCCACAACCUGGUAUUUAGUCGAAAUCAUCAUUAAUGUCGCCCAAAAUCUCCAUUUAUGAACAUUCAGUGAUCACUUGGCAACAUUACUGAUUGGUAUUCCUUGAAAUUACUCAUUCUUCAGAACGUUGGGAAAUAAGGUGUCUUCCGUAAGGUCCUAAUCUGCUAUUAUUCCAAGUUCAGAAAUUUGAACUGAUUAUUGUUGUGAAAGACAUAACCAUUGUAUGCCUGAUUGUACAAUUUUAUUGAAUUGAUUUUAAAGAACAAUAUUCCCUGUUUUUCUGCUAUCA
Dioscorea cayenensis subsp. rotundata (Guinea yam) is the source of this 1755-nucleotide messenger RNA. RefSeq names its product pectin acetylesterase 10-like. Gene Ontology annotation, molecular function: pectin acetylesterase activity. Gene Ontology annotation, biological process: cell wall organization. The record is from RefSeq and is a predicted model, not a curated record. Gene Ontology annotation, cellular component: plant-type cell wall. The transcript is spliced from 12 exons. NCBI's taxonomy places the organism in Eukaryota, Viridiplantae, Streptophyta, Magnoliopsida, Dioscoreales, Dioscoreaceae. The coding region runs from base 297 to 1502 and encodes 401 amino acids.